Linum trigynum is the source of this 234-nucleotide messenger RNA. The record is from the annotation of a GenBank genome assembly. NCBI's taxonomy places the organism in Eukaryota, Viridiplantae, Streptophyta, Magnoliopsida, Malpighiales, Linaceae.
AUGAGCGAGACGCUGAAGAACAAGUACCAGGUGUGCGAGGAGAUCGGACGGGGCCGAUUUGGCGUGAUCUCCCAGUGCUUCUCUCCUACAAAGAACUCCUUCUUCACCUGCAAGACCAUCGAGAAAUCCUUGCUCGCCGACCAAGCCGACCGCGACUGCCUCGAGAAGGAGCCCAAGGUCAUGCUCUUCCUCCCGCCGCACCCAAACAUCCUCGAACUCCACCCCUCUGGGUGA